UAGAAAACCAAAAAUAAUUCAUGGGAGAGAAACCAACCGAAAUUUAGUUUCUCAAAAUCAAAUUCCUGUAAUUUAGAGCAGCUGAUUGCUUCUGUUUAUUCUGUUGCUUAACCAUUAAAAUAUUAUCUUUGAUUUGUAACGUCUCGUUCCGUGUAUACAAGCAAAGAUUAUUACACCAAAAGAAUCAUCUAUUGAUCGCCGGUACCUUUCCGGCGAUCAAAUUUCAUGCCUGUCGAGAACAUCUAGCUGCACAGAAGUAUAUAAGUUAAUUACGUUAGAUGGGACAGGGACGCGGGAAUGGAACGAGAAAGAAUAUAAAACAUGGUUUUCAUCCUGAAACUAAAGAAAACUUCAAGACAAAUAGGCAGCAAGAAUUAUUAAAUUCACAGGUUGUUGUUAUUAAUGGAAAGCAUUCCAAGAAAUCACCAUCAAGACCGGAUUCCCAUGUUGAUCAAGAAGGGGAUGUUAUCUUCAAAUCUCUAAAUUUACCUAGAUCAUCAUUGUCCAUAAACUUACCUUCAUACUCUCAUUUAUCUUUGUCUAUAAGGUUACCUCCUGUCUCACAUUCGUCUUUGUCCUUGGAAAUACCUUCUGCUCAUUCUGAUUCUGAUUCUGAUUCUGUAUUCCCAUCUUCGUCUUCGUCUUCAUCAAAUACACCACCACCAAUUAAAGACGAUGUAAAUUGUGUUUUGCAUGGCAAGAAAGAUUUAAAGAAGGUAUCUCAAGACCAGAUAUUAACGUCCCCAGUUCUUGAUUUUGUGCAAGAAUCCUACCCCUUGGACCUAAAUUCAAUAGCUAAUUAUUCCCCUCCGACUCAUCAAGUUAUGGAUCGAUCAGGAGGAGGAGGAGGGCAUGAUCCUUCUAGGAUUCCAUUGACUAUAUUUGAGAGGAUACCUAGUUCACCAGUUGAUUGGAGUGCUGCUUCUAAUGACUCAUUGUUUAGCCUUCAGUUAGGAAGAAACAACAGUAAUAGUUUCUCUAGAGAUGGAAUUUCGUCAGUGGAUGAGUUGAGCAAGUCUGGAGAUGUAGAAGUUGCAUCUGCUCCACCUCCUCCCAUUUCUAUGUCAGAGAUAUAUAAUUGGUCUCCCGUCCCUUCAGAGGAAAAUAGCCAGUUCUCCAUCGAUAUAGACAGGGUGGAGGCAUUUGGAGUGGCUGAUGAUGUAGAAAAAGUUGCAACUCGAAAAGUUUCAGCAAGAGAAGCCGAUGAAGAUAUGAAAAAGGAACAGAAGAUGGAUUCAGAUGCAUCAUCAAAAUCUACUGCCAAUUACAGAACUUCACAUCGGAAUGGAGACAGCUCUCGAUCUUUUGCGUUUCCAAUUUUGGCAGAUGGGGAAAGAACCAAUGGACCACAAACAAAUGCUGAGAAGCAGCAUAUGCUGCAACUACUAAAUGAACAGCAUGCCAAAGCAAGUGUAAAAUCACCACAAGCUCCCAAAGCAAGUACAAAAUCAGCAUCAAGUAGCUGGUAUUGUUGCUGUUCACUUAGCUUGGGCGGUUGUUUCUGGUGUUGCCCCUGUCGUUGUUCCUCGUGUUGCCCAUCUAAAUGCUGCUACCCAUCAAAUUGUAUUUCAUGUAGCUCUUCUUCUUGUCACAAAUGCAGCAGCAGCAGCUGGCCUUCAUGUCACCUAUGCAGUUGUUGCUCUUGUAACGCAUGUAGUCGUUUAUCGUGUCAUCCAUGGAGUUGCUCUUGUUUCCGUUGAUAUUCCUUUUCAUCUUCGUCGUUGUUGGCUACACUAAUCUAAUCCUGCUUGGUUCUACAAAUUCCUGCCCAACUUGUCCCUCAAGCUUCUUAUAACUAUGUCAAAAUUGGGACAGUAACACAGAAUCGACAGCGAUUUUGAGCACUUGAAGACCUGAUGUAAUGCAGGGCGUAAUUUGUUCUUUGAUCCUUGCAAGCUAUAUCAAUCAAAAAAGAAAAUUAUUUUCUCUCUCAGCAGUGAUGUAGUUGUGUAGACUAUUCUUUUUCAAGCACAGUCCAAAUUACUUUUCGUUUC
Ricinus communis (castor bean) is the source of this 1994-nucleotide messenger RNA. RefSeq lists its product as uncharacterized. Lineage: Eukaryota; Viridiplantae; Streptophyta; Magnoliopsida; Malpighiales; Euphorbiaceae. The record is from RefSeq and is a predicted model, not a curated record. The coding region runs from base 279 to 1700 and encodes 473 amino acids. The transcript is spliced from 3 exons.